GUAGGGUAGUGUAUGUGCUAACUAUAAACUUUAUUAAAAGGGACGAAGGACUAAAAUCCUUGAAGAAUUUGAGACGGAAGUCAAGCAAUAGGUAGGAUUGCCAAUUCGAGUGACGUCACUCAAAUGGAGCCUGCUUUUCUAAAAUUACAAGAGCGAUCAAGAAAAAUCUAAUACGGACGUUUACGGUCCAUUUUCCAUCAAUUUUACAAAACGAAAGUGCCUGGAGAAGUGUGUGUGUGCUAUAAAUCUAGUUCCACCGAACUCAGAAGAUAGAGUAAAUAUUUUUUUAAAUAUAGUUACAGUUGCGAAGAUUCCUUCAUUUAUUGUUCAAAUGAAAAUGCAAGGACAGCGCCCACCAAGAAUCAAAUAGAAAAAUGCCUGUCGUUUCUCAAUCCCGUUUCACCCCCACAUCCUCCCCCAUUACGGGGUGCCGAUCUUCUCUCACGUCCUCUUUAGACAAUCCCUACGUCCGCAGUACUGGAACAUAUUUCACGUCAACUCUACGCCGCAGUUUUGGAGAUCGAACUACCGAAAUUAGAUCUAAAUAUUCAGACAUCGACGGCAAGAGGGAAAGAAAAUCCUCGUUAGUGGAGUAUUCGAGGACAUCCAGAGCACCAAGUGUGACAGACUCGGAUAGUGGGCUUUCGAAAUAUAGGAAUGAAAGGAGUGAAUCUAGAUCCAGAGAUGUGUCGACUACCAGGAGCGAAAGUAGCAGAACCAAUGAUCUUAACAGGAAAAGAAGGGACGUCCUCAGCUCGGCGGCUCUUGCCAUGUCGACCGCUGAGCUCUACAACAAAUACUCGCCUGCAAACUAUGUGCCGCUUACACAACGGAUUCAGAAAGAGUACGAGAUUUCAAGAUCUAAGUCUAUUUCGAACGAUAUAAUAGGCCGCCCUCCCGCUUCCGAGUUGAGAAUACGAAAGCCUAGGACAGCUACCAUAUCCGAGAAACCGGAAGGCAGAAGAUACAAAGAAACAUCACCCACCCAUCCAACAAUGUACAGCAAGCGAAACUCUAUGACCAACGGCAUAAAAGAUAGCAAUGGAAACGAAGUGCCAUCCGUUUCUGAAAUACGAAAGAGAUUCGACCCAAAAAUGACAGUCACCAAACUACCUGCAAACGAUCCCAAAAAUACCAACAACACGGUCGAGCAAUACCUUAAUAAGCUUAAAGAUUGCGAAAAUGGAACGAGCGGAUAUACAAAAUUCAACUCAAAGGAAGAGCAACCUGUUCCAAUACAUUUGCCAAGCGAAAAGAAUGGCAGGUACGAAUCACCAACAAAACUAUCGGAUAUAACCAUCAGCAAGACUAUGUCUGAACCAGUGUCAUUAGCUAAACCGUCCUUAGACAAAUCCAUUAUAUGUACCUCGCUUACAAAAACCGAUAAGUUGGCCAGUAUCAAGAGUCAACUGGAUCCUAAUAACCCAAUCGGUAAGAUUCUAGAAAGAUCGACUGUUAUACAAACGGAGAAUGGAGACGUAGAAGAUAAGAGAAGUAGCCCUGAAGUUAGGAAUUUGAAGAACGAUAUAGAAAAGCAAGUAAAAACGCCAAAACAUACGUCGAAUUUCGCGUCCUAUAUACAGAUUUCGCAACCGGUGGCUUCAGGGCUUUCCCCGAAAGCAGAUAAAAAGAAGAUUAAGUACAUAGAUACAGAACUGGAAGAAUCGCCAACUGGUUUUGAGAAUAAGACCUUUGAACACGAGAAUUACUUGAAGAAAAGAUCGGAAAAGUUGGAAGAUGGAAUUAACUCUAUGGAAACUAGUACGGAGAGCACGAUCAGUGAGCCAACUGAUUCUAGUUCAGAAACGCCACCCGCCCGAAGGAGGAUCUUGGACAGAGACUAUGAUGAUAUCAAAACGGAGUUGGCUGGGGGUAAAAGUGGACCAAGCGGCCUACGCAGAAGUAGCGAGCCGCAGACAGACCAACAUUCCACAGCUAGUGGUCUCAAUGGUCUCCGCAACAUCGGCAACACCUGUUUCAUGAACAGCGUGUUCCAAUGUCUCUCCAACACUCGCCCACUGCUCGAAUACGUGUCGGAUGACAAGUACACAGCCGACAUUAACACCACGCUCAGCUGUAUGAAGGGGGCGCUGAUAAAGGCGUUCGCGAGCGUUAUCAAAGAGCUGUGGCGCAGUGGUGAACGCGAUACCGUCGUGAACACGACGUCGCUCAAGUCUCAGGUUCAACGUUUCGCGCCUCGGUUCAUGGGAUACAGUCAGCAGGAUGCACAGGAGUUUCUACGCUACCUUCUCGAAGGUCUUCACGAAGACGUGAACCGAGUGACAAUUAAGCCCAAACCGAUUUUAACAGAGAUCGAGGAUAGCCUGAGCGACGCAGCAAAAGCGGCGGAGGCCUGGAACCGCUACCUCCGCAUGGAGGACAGCCGAGUGGGAGACAUCUUCGUGGGACAACUCAAGUCCACGCUGCGGUGCACUCACUGCAAGCACGACAGCGUCACCUUCGACCCCUUCUGGGAUCUGAGUUUGCCAAUUCCGUCGCGCACGGGCAAUCUCAAGUUGCAACAGUGUCUUCAGCACUUCGUUAAAGAGGAAGAGUUGGACGGAGAUGAGAAACCGACGUGCUCGAAGUGCGGAGUGAGACGGAAGUGCCUCAAAUGGUUCACGGUCCAGAAGUUCCCUCAAGUCUUGGUGCUGCAUCUGAAGCGUUUCUCCCCCACCGAGCGGUUCCGGGGCAAGCUCAGCGUGGUGGUCGAGUUCCCUCUGACCGGCCUCGACAUGUCUCCUCUCUCGGCCAACAAGACCAGCUCGGCCGUCUACAACCUCUACGCCGUCAGUAACCAUUCGGGCACCACUUACUCCGGCCACUACACGGCGUACUGCAAGCACCCAUACACCGGGGACUGGCACGAGUACAACGACUCCAGAGUGUCACCGAUAAAGCCCCGCGACGUGGUGUCGUCGGAGGCCUACGUGUUGUUCUACGAGUUGGCCUCCUCCACGUAGCGAACGCCGCCUCCGCCCUAAUGGAGUGCCGCAAGGGCGACGGCGGUCGUCUGCCCUCGAGUCUGCCGUCUGCUGUGAACGAACUAACAUUACGCGUGUACCGCACGCGACCGAGCUUCUGCGAACGGGCGAGUCCCGGUCGUCCUCAGAUUUAGAUCAAUUUCCGCCAAACGAGCCGGCGAUUCCGCGCGCGACGCUCUCGGCGCCGGACGGACGUGGAAUCGUCGGUGUUUUUAGAUACCUAAUAGUCAUCGUGUGACAGUUCUCAUGUACAAAACGGCUGCCUUAUUAAGUAGCGGAUAGAAACCGAUGAACGAAUAGUGAUAGAAGAAGGCCUCGACCGGGAGACGGUUGAGUUUAGACCUCGUUCGCUUUGGAUUCGGUCGAGGUUUGCACGAACGCGUCGCGAAUGCGUUCGUCGGGUGUCGUACACGUUCGUCGUGCUAAUCAUUAACGCGGGGCGUCGCCGACGUUUUGAAGGUACAUCGAAGCGGUGGACGAGUUUGAUUCGUCGGUUCGGUUAAGGGUGCGCACGAAACGCAAAGCAGAGGCUCGUUUAAGGUUGGAUCUCCACCCGACGCGAUGUACCUUUAAAAUGUGUCGAAGCGGCCCGUCCAGUGCUUAUUUAUUAAUUUAGGUUAAAUGUAAAUAUAUCGUUGCGCCGUAUCGUCGUUUUUGAUAGAAUUUUGCAUUUCGUCGUGCAAACUUGUGUCAAAAACGUCGAUUCCAAUAUCCUACUUACAAAUGAACGCUCGUAUAUCAAAUCGUUUAUGAAUUUUUGCUCGUGUAAUGUCAGAGUCGGACGUUAAAUGGACGCGCGUCUAAUUAGAUAAUCCGUCCAAUACAAUAUAAUUAGACACGUAUUGAAAACCAAACGUUCAUAUUCUGACGGGUCUUGUGAUUUAAUCUCAUUUUCAGAAAAUGUCAACUCUUACAAAAACUAGUUAAAUAUUUAUGUCUCUCGGUGUCGUUUAUUAUUUGAACCUCUAAUACGUUUAGUGUUCCUGCAUACGAAGACGUUUAGACGCGCGUUUAUGUUGUAACAAUAUAUAAUACGUGGCCAAGGGUCGAAAGGACACCGUAAAUGUUUUAACGCGAGGAGGAUCUAGAACAAAUUAUUUAUAAAAAAUACUUCACGGUUUCGAUAUUUCGAAGGUUACAAACGUUUCAGACAUACAUCUGGUUUCGGGAUAUAUUUUAGAAAACCUGAGUACAAACGGGACUGUAUUAUAUUAAAGCAUUUAAAUAUUGUAUAUUGUUACAUGCGUAAUUCAAAUCUAAUAAGAGAAAUAAUAUUUUUGAGUGCCGGUAUAGAUUAUAAUGAAGAGAGGAACUUUGAAGAAACGUCAAUGUCGGCCGUCAAAUUUGACACUUGACGCUUGGGUUACGUCAACUUUAGUACCGUUUCUCGAAUCGCAUCACGACAUCAUAGUCGUAGCUGUACACUUUUAUGUUACCUUGACGAUCGGGCGGAAACGGUUUGAGGAGGUUCAAUCUUAAGCCGACCGACCGUCUUCCAUCCGUCGGCCAUCGGAAAUUCAACUCGAACGGAGACGGCCGCGCGUUCGACGGUUCCACGUUUUACUUUCCACGAGUGAAAGUUUUUAUAGUACUAAAAGUUGGGAAAUCAUGAAUUACGUAAGACAUAAUAGCUAUAGGUGAGCUGACGCGGCGUCCGAGGCUCGUGAAGUUGAGACGUCAUCUCCACUCCGGCCGGAAAAGCUUCACGAGCGAUCUGAACGACGGCCGUUAGUUUAAUAUACGUCGGACGGUGCGCCUGCGUGAUUGUUUUUCUGUUUAUUUAUGUUUUGUAAUUCUAUUAAUGUUGAUGGUUUUAAUGAUUUUGGGGACUUCGAUUAGUGUAAGCUAAUGACGGUGCCCGUUUAGGAUUAAUUGUUCGUUGUCUUUGCAAAGUUUAUCAUCUCAGCCUAGCGCGAGUUUUAUUUCCUUACGUCCUAAUCGUCUCGAAUAUGUCUCGAAAUGGCGACGGACUUCUCUUCUUCUCCUUUACGGUUUACUUCUUUUACUUUACGGCGAUCGCCAUUUCGCGAGAAACUGAGAAACGACAUACAUUCACAUUCAAUAUACAUUUUAAGUGGAUGUUGGUUUAAUUUAAACUUUCGAAGGUACGAUAAAACUCACUCUAGGGUCGAAAGUUGGGGUCCCUAAAGUUGCAAAAGAAUCUUAAUUAGCCAAAGAUUGUUACGAAUGCUGUAUUAAUAAUAAUUUAUUGUUCAUUUUUGAAAUCGCUGGGCUCCGGCCCGUUAUUGUAUAAUACGUAACAGAUUAUAUAGAUAUAUAUAAAUGAGUAAAUUAUUU
Molecule: messenger RNA, 5282 nt
Organism: Pieris brassicae (large cabbage white)
Lineage: Eukaryota; Metazoa; Arthropoda; Insecta; Lepidoptera; Pieridae
Product: ubiquitin carboxyl-terminal hydrolase 2-like
Exons: 15
Coding region: 375-2963 (862 amino acids)
Biological process (GO): protein deubiquitination
Cellular component (GO): cytoplasm
Molecular function (GO): cysteine-type deubiquitinase activity
Source: RefSeq, a predicted model, not a curated record